AUGGGAGCAGAGGAGAGCAAGGGAGGUAACUACGGUCUGAUGGGGCCGAGUGCGGUGGUAGCCAACAUGAACCGCCAGGCGCAGGCUGCCCGGCCAUGGUCACUGCUCCACAUGUGCUCCCUUGACCAGUGGAAAUCUGGACAUGCAGAGGCAGCUGGGUUCACAGAAACAACGAUGACAUGCAAUGGUGUAAUGUUUAAAGACUGUAGCCCUACAUUCUGCAUAAGUCGGCAAGGCAUUAUAAACAUCAACAAAACCAGCUCUGUGUUCAGCUUUAGGCGGAAAAACAAAUUUACUAAGAUGGCAGAGCACUUUGAAUACAAUCAUAUCCCUGCUCAUCUGUCGUCAAUUCAGAACUUUCAUGUAAAAAGUGUAGUGUGUUACCAUGACACCACUGUCGUGCUUCACCUGGUACGGAACAUGAUGACUCAGUUUGGGGUCAUAGACCUAGGAAUAAACAAAUUUCUGGGUAUAUUUGGUAAAAAGACUGCUGAGUUUGUAAAUGAGGCAGUGCGGGGCCAGAUCAGCCCAGACGGCUCCCUUUGCCUCAUUAAGAUACCCAAGCUUAGUGACAAUAACAGUGCCUUUGUCCUCCAGCUUUACUGCCUCAAGACAAGAGAACUAGUACGCGAGCUUGCCCUACCCUUUCAUCACAGUCUAUUUGCCUUUGACCCUCGCUUCACUUCCAGUCGCAUCGCAGCUACCAGCUUCGUAACUGGGGAGGACAACAGCUUGAGUCUGAUUUACACUGAUUCAUGGGAGGUGAUCAGUACCAACACGCGUGUUGAUGAUAUGCGACCAAGUCUACACCCUACGCUUAAAGACCUCUUCUACUCGAAAGAUGGCUAUCUCAUCUUUGCUGUCAUGGUAACUGCUGGCUGUCACUGCAGGGAGAAGAAACUACGUCGACAUUUACCCAUCGAAAUUAGCAUCUACAUCUUCAAUGCAGAUACAGCGCAAACUCUACACUGUGUACAGUACAACAGGUAUACGUGCGGACAACACUCAUGCCCAACUAACUUCAUGCCACUCUUCUCUAAUUGUGGCAGUCGUAUGGCUAUUGUCCUUAAUGAUAUGGAAACUCCAGUUGACCACCUACAAAUCUACAAACUGCCAACUGCUGGAAGCUUGCAGAACCGCAGUCGUAUUCGUAUUCUGCAGACGUUUGCCCCAGAGAUCCUCCCGAAACUGCCCCUCCCUGCCCGUCUGGUCCAGUAUCUACAAUUUCAACCAGAAUUUGCCUAA
Molecule: messenger RNA, 1245 nt
Organism: Ylistrum balloti
Lineage: Eukaryota; Metazoa; Mollusca; Bivalvia; Pectinida; Pectinidae
Exons: 2
Coding region: 1-1245 (414 amino acids)
Biological process (GO): intracellular signal transduction
Source: RefSeq, a predicted model, not a curated record